Protopterus annectens (West African lungfish) is the source of this 1018-nucleotide messenger RNA. It is a transcript of the gene ANKRD22, whose product is annotated as ankyrin repeat domain 22. NCBI's taxonomy places the organism in Eukaryota, Metazoa, Chordata, Ceratodontiformes, Protopteridae. The record is from RefSeq and is a predicted model, not a curated record. The transcript has 6 exons. Bases 195 to 770 code for a protein of 191 amino acids. Gene Ontology annotation, molecular function: protein binding.
CAUUGAGAAACUAUCUUCUCUAAAUUCUGGGAGUAACAGGGAUGUGCUUUCAUAUAUUUUCAAAGACUUUUUGGAGGUUUGAUCAAAAAGUGUAUUAGAAAACUUAUUGAUGCAAAGGGUGUGCUGUUGGAAUCUUAUAGGUGAACUGAAACUCAUGAACAAGUGAGAUCUGAAGAACAGACUAGAAAACAAUCAUGGGUGUUUCAUAUUCUGAGCCAGUGUGCCAGUCAGCAUAUGACAAUGACUUGAAGGGCCUGAAAGAGAUGAUUGCUAAAAGCAACAAACAUGUAAAUGUACAAGACAAUGACACUGGUGACACUCCACUUAUAUCUGCUUCCAGAAAAGGCCAUAUGAGGACCAUAAAGUAUCUUUUAGGACAAGAUGCAAACGUGAACAUCAAAAACAAGCAAGAAAGAACAUGUUUACACUAUGCUGUAAGAGCAAGAUUUUCUUUCUUGGACUACGUGUUAAUAAUAAUCCUAAUGCCUGUUCUGCUUCUUGGCUACCUCAUCAUGUUGUCAAAAUCCAAGCAUAAUGAAACAGUGGUCAGGACUUUACUGAAAGCUGGAGUCAACGUAAAUGCUAAAGAUUAUAAGGGAAAUACAGCACUCCAUUAUGCCUGUGAAAUGAAAAAUCAAAGGGUUAUACCUGUCCUUCUGGAAGCUAGUGCAGAUCCUGGCAUAAAAAAUAAGAACCAUGAAAGUGCACUAGAUAUUGCCCAGCGAUUAAACUUCUCAAAGAUUAUACAAAUGAUACAGAAGUCAACGUAAGAAAGUGAUGUGACUUUUCAUUUUUUUUUAUUAUGGAGCUAAGUGUACUGACAGAGUGCACUUCCAUAUCAAUUUGGACAUGUAUUGCACACACACACACACAUAUAUAUAUAUAUAUAUAUAUAUAUAUAUAUAUAUAUAUAUAUAUAUAUAUGAAUUAUAAUAAAAUCACAAACAGAUCUCACUUGAAACCAAUAUACUACAAAAUGCAGCUAAACUGUUAUUUCAAAUAAACAUUUUGUAAAUUA